Molecule: messenger RNA, 486 nt
Organism: Meira miltonrushii
Lineage: Eukaryota; Fungi; Basidiomycota; Exobasidiomycetes; Exobasidiales; Brachybasidiaceae
Product: cyclin-like protein
Exons: 3
Coding region: 1-486 (161 amino acids)
Biological process (GO): regulation of cyclin-dependent protein serine/threonine kinase activity
Cellular component (GO): cyclin-dependent protein kinase holoenzyme complex; nucleus
Molecular function (GO): protein kinase binding; cyclin-dependent protein serine/threonine kinase regulator activity
Source: RefSeq, a predicted model, not a curated record
AUGUACGACCGAUUUUACGGACAUCGAGAGAUCAGUGAAUUAUCAGAGAGUGUUAUCUCUGCUUUAUUCGCUUCCGUUUCCAGUUCUCAGACUCGACCAACACCAAGACUUGCAGAGUUUAUCGCUUAUGCUCUUCACCGUACCCGCCUUCCCGAUGAGAUCACUUUCCAAGCCCUCUUCUUGUUACGUAGGCUCAAAAGUCGAUUUCCAGCCGCUCGUGGAUCAUCAGGUCAUAGAUUGUUCAUCUCUGCUUUGAUGUUGGCAAGCAAAUCAUCUUGUGAUGAUACAUAUUCCAACAAAAGCUGGACGAUCGUCAGUCAAGGCCUGUUCUCACUACGAGAAGUCAACCAAAUGGAACGGGAAUUGUUUGGCUACUUGGGCUACAAGGUCAACGUUGAAUACGAAGAAUUGGAAGCCUUCACUUCUCUACUACAAGCUGGUCAACAGGUGUACAUCCCAGAUGUGCAUCCAGCUUAUCAGCAUUGA